AUGUCUAAUAUAUCCCUGGAUGGCGGGCACACCACCAUACACAGCAACAACACAUACCAUGACGCCGCCAAGGAAGAGGGCCAACAUCAGGAGCAGCAGAAGCUCUCCAUGCCCGACAGCCACGCCGCCGUCGAGCGUAUGGCGGCAGUGCAAGUUGUCGACCGGCUGCGCUGGUGGCGCACCCAUCGUGUGCGUGAGCAGCCCAUCCCAGUCGACCACUUUGUGCUGCGCGGCAGCUAUGUCAACUACUCCUCGUUCGGCACGCGCCCCCUGGCUCCAGGUGUGGCGCGGCUGCUGCAAAGAGCACGCACCGUGCGGGCGCAGUACCUCCGCACGCAACAGCAGCCACAACCGGAGGCGCUACGGGAAAACCAACAAGUCUCCAGUCCGCUGAUGGCCUCCACAGUGGGGGCAUCCGCGUGCAGUGCUUCGAGUGAGCGACCGGGCAGCGAUGCGAGGGAGGCGGAGCGCACCACGGGUUGUGUUUCAGAAGAGGAGGCGGGCCAGUGGGGCGAGUGCCACCAGCGGCAGCUCCGUGAGAUGAAUGAUGAUGCGAAGGAAAGGGUGAACAACAAGCGCCGAGCCGAUGUCAUCGCAUCCUGGCCGCGGUCGCCGCACCCCCUCAACGAGGAUGCCAUCGCCGGCCCCGAAGAGCCGGCGGGGGAGCGGGAUUCUGCCACUGCGAAUAUUGCUCGCACCUUACACGCGGCGCCAGGUUCAGCCGGCACCUCUCCACCUCUCGUCAGAGCAGCUUCUGGGUCUACUCAGGGUCUCGAUACGCCUUCGUGUGCGUUGUAUGUUCCCUCGAAGCAGGAGGCGUGCGCCGCUGAGCGACUGCUCAUGCUGUUCCGGCCGCGCGCCGCCUCGGCACCGCUGCGAUCACGUCGGUAUCGGUACACCGCAGGACACCUUGAUGUCACCUCCAGUGAGUUCAGCGGUGAGCCCUCUCUUCAGCACGACUGGGGAUUCGCGGAGGCCACUGGGCUGCACCAUGAGCGCAUGACGCGCGUCUCCGCCUCUGACGAGAUAACGGAUGUUCGCCGCGCCCCCGGCGCAGCCGAAGCCGUGAUUGUUCUGCACCACGCCCCACGGCUCAUCUUGUACGAGAAGGGGUUGAACCCGAAGGCCGCACUGCGGGCUGCCCGCAUCUCGUCGGACGCCAUCGAAAGUCUCGACGGGGCCGCGGCGGAGAGCUCAGCAGAGAUUUUCGCACUGAGGAACCUGCCCUUGUGCGCCUUUGAGCGCUUCUUUUAUCAGCAGCAGCUCCGCGGACUGGCGGAGACGAGGCGGAGCCAUACGCCGGGGAUGCGGUCAACAUCGGCGACAGCGACAGACGCCAGCGCGGAGAGCGCUGGGGCCCCUGAAAGUGACACGGCUUCCGCUCCGACGGGUGCUGGUACUGCUGGGGGGGCAGACACCUCCGUGGACGACGACAUCGUUGUGAAUGGUGGUGGCGACGCACUCUUCUUCGGGUCGCCCUUGACGGCGACCUUAGCGUGCUCGCUGAAAACUGUUGUGCCACUGUCGUCGGCUGGGGCAGCUGCGACGCCUGGUGCCCGUGGCCGAGAAGGACGAGAUGCUGCGGCCCGGCAAGCUGUACCGCGUCGCGGCCGUGGUCGAGACGACCGCAGCAGUCGAAGGAGAGGAGGCCGGGCAGCGCUGCGUGCUGUCUCAGUGCCGGUCCUACCGCCAGUGUACAAGGGCGGAUGCCCACAAAUGACUCUCGCUGCAUCACACCACCACCUCAGCUCCGAUGCGCGGCUACAACAACCACAUCAGAGCUCAAAUCGUUCCUCUCCGAUUCUCUCGGCGGGGCUGCGUUCCAGCAAGGUGCCGCAGGACGGUGCUCAUCUGUGCCUCCGUGUGGGUGACCUGCAGGAUGUGUACGUGUUCAACCCAGUGGUGGACAUGAUCGGCAAGGGUGCCUUCUCUAAGGUGUACGCUGCCGUUCCCAUCCUUCGCGGAAAAGAGGGACUUCGGCGCUUCGCCUCGCCGCUGCUGCACAGGCAGGCGGCCCCCUGUGACAGCGACGAGCUCAGUGGCGGUGGUCCCCGAGAGGGGGGCAGGCGCGCUCCAAUGGUUCGGAGGGUGAGCCCAGUGCGCCGCAAUUCGUCCUCUCCCGCGGUGCGUGUGGACCCUGCCGCCGGGGUGGCUGUCGGCGACGCGGCCGGGCCACUGACAGAUGAUGAGGCGGCAAAGCGCAGACCGCACACUCGGUCACUGGCGGCAUCUCUACACUCUAUUCCCGUUGUUGCACUCAAGGUGAUUCCGCGCAAGGCACGCCAGAAACCGAAGGCGGUGCCUGAUUCGCUUGCCACCACGCCCUCCACUGCCGCUGCCGCGACAGGAGGCGCCGCUUCGAAUGCGCAACGAGCAGCGCAGAACGACCAAAACAGCGUGCGCCGCGAACUCGUCGAGAUUGAGCGCGAGGUUUCGAUCCUGCGCAGUCUUCACCACACCGGCUGUUCGCAGUUCUUCGAGGCGAUCCGCACCCCAGAUGCCUUCGUCAUUGCAAUGCGCGUCUUCCCUGGCAGCAUGGAUGCGCAGCGCUACCUCUCCCGCUACGGGGCACCGUCAGAGGCGCGGGCGGCACUGCUGCUCUUUCAGCUCGUCUCCACGAUCCAGUACCUGCACACUAACUUUGGGCUCAUCCACCGCGACAUUAAGCUGGAGAACAUUCUCCUUUCCGAGGCCGACGCCGGUGUUCCCGACGCGCGCAUCCGCGAGGUGCUUGGGCCGGCUUUGCACAAGUCCGAUGCGUCAGCAAUGAUGGCCGAAGACAAGGAUGACCGAAAAGACUGCGCCUCGACGACGACCGCCGCUGAGACCCGGACAGUGGCACAGCACCGCUAUUCGAUGCUCUCUUGCAACGUGGCACGACUGCUGCGAGUGACCCUCAUCGACUUUGGACUCGCUCGCCGCACCCGUGCAACUACCCUGUCACCGAUCGUUGUCGCGUCGCGCGGGCGCGGUGCAGGAGCGCGACACGGCAGCCUGAGCGCGUCCAUCACGUCCCCAACUCACCUUGCCUCUUUCCCACCCACCAGUGCAUCCCUGGCUGCCGGCCACCCGCACGCCUCCCGCAACCCGAACAGCAACAGCUACAGUGGCAGUCUCGGUUCGCCAGCGUCGCCAAGCGCAGGGUGUGCUGCUGGUGCAGUGACGGUCGCCAAUGGCGGCAACAGCUCCAGGAACAGCUACACGCCGGCCAAACCGGCUCCACCGAGGCCGCCACUGCUCUGUCGGCCGCCCAGCGCGGCUGUCGGUGCUGGCACGGCACGCCUUGGGUCGAGUAAUGCGGGCAUCACCGCCAUGGAGCGGAGCACGCCGUGUGUUGGUAUGCCUUCGCCGAUGCCGUCCACGGCGAACAUGUUUACCCGCUUUCUCGACCUCGAGGAGGAGAUGGAUGAAGAGGAAAACGGCGGCGCAGCGAGCGCAUUGAACACGACCGCCAAUACAGUCACGAAAGUUGGUGACCUUGGCCGAGAUAGUCGACAGGACAUGGCCGAGAGCGAGGACAACAGCGGCGCCUUCAGCACCGACGUGAGCGCGUCGGAGACAGACUACGAGUCGGAAGGCGGCAGCACAGCUGAACCAAAGGAAGAGAGUGCACCGAACGGGGAGGAGCACCGCGAAUCAGGAGCACAUCAGGAGCAUUUGGCGCGCAGUGCACUCAUGUCUCCCAGCGUGCUGAGAGCGCAGCCACAGACACCAUCAGGAUCAGCGAUAAUAGUGUCGCCUCCUCUGCCUUCGACCCCGCUGCUCCUGUCCGGCACCACCACUUUCACCCUCGAUCACUUCAACGCGGAAAACAGUAGCAGCGGCUGCAACACCAGCGGCUUCGCUGCAGGCGGUGCUGGUCUGCGCAGCAGAUGUGGUAGCUGCAUCUACACCUCCCAUCAGCAGCUGCCACCGACGCCUCCGGUCGUCGCGGCUGGUGUGAGCUUGGCGCCGGAUGACACCGAGGCAACACUGCUGCUCACUCCGUGUGGCACAGAGAAGUACCUCCCGCCCGAGGUGCUGUCUUGGAUCCUGGAGCACGGCUGGGCGCGGCGCUCGACGACGGUCGGUCUCGCCCGCGCCAUGGACCUGUAUGCGAUUGGCAUCGUUGCAUACGUGCUGCUCAGCGGCUGCUUUCCCUUCAACGCAUCCUCCCGGGCAACGCUGCUUCAGCAGCAGCAGCGGGUGCCACGGUGCAACAGCGCUCGCUGGGCUGGCGUGAGCAGUGCAGCCAUUUCAUUCGUGCAGCGGUUGCUAGAGCCGAACCCGCGGAAGCGUAUGACGGCGAAGGAGGCUCUUGAGCAUCCGUUCCUGAACGAGGCCCGUCAGCUUGCCGAGAAGCUGUCGCUCGUGCCACACGGAGAGGGAGAGGAGGCGUCACACCCGUCGCCUUGUCGGGACGGUAGUCACAUGGACAACAACUAUCGCCACAGCAGCAGCAGCACGGGUCGCCACUUCGAAGACGACACCAACGCGCAUGCGUGGUCGCACUGGGCCACUAACACCACGGCAACGGCUAACUUGCCGCGCUCUGCGCUGUCGCCGACGCACCCCGACCACACGCACUCUGGUGCUGCGAUCGAGAGGACGUCGACCCAGCCGAGUAGCAGCGUGAGCCUCGCCGUCUACGACUCUCAGCGCCCCCACGCCGGUGGUCCGUGCAAGCUGGCGGCAGCAAAUGACCUAUCACCGCUGAGCACCAGCAACAGCAGCGGUGCACACCACAGCGGCGCCGACGGUAGCGGCGAGCCGCUACGUCACGUGGAGGGUGGCACUGCGCCAACUGCAACGAGCGCCAGCAGUGGAUGCCAUCUGUCCGACGCACCCUGCGUGUGCCGCAGCAGUAACGAGCACGAGGAAGAUGAUGUGCGCGCCUCCGUUACAUGUGAUGGGCCUGGAAAGGUGCAGGCACUGCUGCAGGCUUGCCAGGAGAGUCCAUACCUGACAAAACCACCGGUACCUGUCACGCCGACGCUGGCCAAACCGUGCACGGGAACGCUGGCAAGGGCAGCAGCGAUCGAGCUGCCCACCCCCUCCUCAUCGGCGGCGCAUCCAGUGAGACCCUUACCGUCUUCGACUCUUCCUUUCACGGCGACAGGCACGGCAAUGUCUGCCGACGGCGGCCGGACGGAGGGGACGACGACGCCAGGCUUAGAAUCUGCCGCAGCAGGAUCAUCGGCACGAGUGCUGGUGCCAGGCACUAAGGAUGCAGCACUCGCAACUCGGUCUGCUUCUCUUUCGCCAGCCGCUACAGCCAGCACUGCGAGGGCCACGGAGGGUGGCGGAGCCGACUUAUUCGAGUCUCUCUACAACAACAUCAUGUCCAGCGACUGA
Molecule: messenger RNA, 5334 nt
Organism: Leishmania mexicana MHOM/GT/2001/U1103
Lineage: Eukaryota; Euglenozoa; Kinetoplastea; Trypanosomatida; Trypanosomatidae
Product: putative protein kinase
Exons: 1
Coding region: 1-5334 (1777 amino acids)
Biological process (GO): mitotic DNA damage checkpoint signaling; protein phosphorylation
Cellular component (GO): nucleus
Molecular function (GO): ATP binding; protein serine/threonine kinase activity
Source: RefSeq, a predicted model, not a curated record